AGCGACUCUCCUCCCCUUAAGAGGCAGGAGACAGUCCGGAUGCUCGGCACAUCCCAGGGUGCACGGAGAGCGGACUACAGAGGUGUUACUCCCGCUGCUGCUGCUGUCGCGCCGUGUGUCGGUCCCCGCUGUCAGCCUGAGGCCAUAUGACCGAACUGGUGUUCACACCCUGAACAGCGGAUAAGGAAAACAACAAUAACAACAAACAAACAGUCGUAAGCAGGGGGCGCUGUGUUGUACGUACCAUGGCUCUCUCCUGGAGUCUGAUCCUGGGGUUCCUGUUUGCCACCCUGGCACUGUCGCACAGCGCUGAGCCCGGAACUCCUCACGGCAAGAAGAGACAGGCACAGACCUCAGCAGGGGGCGGCAACGCCCUACAGCACCCUCUGCAGGGUCUACAGGGUCACGGCUACAGCAGGGACCGUGGAGGGCAUGGGAGCCAGGGGGCCCGUGUUACCAAAGGUGGAGCCGGGCUGCUCUCUCACAGGUCCCUGCACCCCCUGGCCAGGCCUGAGGAUGAUGGGACAGGUCUGGAGGGUUUGAGCCCGGUGAGACUGGAGAUGGGCCCGGGCAGGGACAGAGACAGAGUUCGAAUGAAUGUGAGGGGUCCAUCCCAGGCCCGGGAAAACCACCUUCUGGGCACACGCAAAGGGAGAGGGCACGGACAUGGGAACGGACAUGGGCAUGGACACCACUUUGAGCACAGGAGACAUGGGAGUCGGCGUGACAAGGGCGGACGACAUGGUAAAGGGUUUCCUCCGGAGGUUGAGCUGAGGUCUGCGUUAAAGGACAGAGAUCUGUUCGAGGACCCUCCCUCCUCCUCCUCCUCCGCUGCCUCCCCCUCCUUCAUUGUGACCCCGCCCAGUGAGCCCCCCUCCCCCAACGCCGGCGUCUUUGGCUCGGGGUCCUCCAUGGUUACCACGGUGAUGAACGAGCAUCCCCCAACGUUGCCCCCGGCCUCUACCAAACCCCAGAGGUCUGGCCGAGGAAAAGGACAAGGAGAGGUGAUGCCAACGUUGGACAUGGCGCUCUUUGAUUGGACAGACUACGAGGAUAUGAAACCUGCCGACACCUGGCCUUCCUCCAGGAAGAAAGACAAGAGGCGGAGUAAGAACCUCAGCAGUGGAAAUGUGACUGUAGACGCUGACGCCAUCGAGCCGUGUGACCACCACCUGGACUGUCUCCCAGGUUCUUGUUGUGACCUGAGAGAACACGAGUGUAAACCUCACAACCGAGGCCUCAACAACAAAUGCUACGAUGACUGCAUGUGUGAGGAAGGAUUUCGUUGUUAUGCUAAAUUCCACCGGAAGCGACGCGUGACCAGGAGGAGGGGUCGCUGCGUGGUACCAGAGUCCGUCAGCAGUGACCAAGGAGGCUUCAUCACUAUCUGAUGAAAAGGAGGAGGACAAGCUGAAAGGAGGAGGAACAGGAAGAAUGACCCCAUGACCAAUCUCACAUAGAAGACAGUACAGCCAAGACAUCGCAUGACACUGCUAACAGACCAAGUGACAGCUUGUUUUUUUUUUUUUUUGUUUGUUUUUUUUUACACGCACAAUGUGAAGCAUCCAAAUGCCAAAAUCUGGUCAGUUAAACCGUAAUAACAGGUAAUUAAACUGGAAACACUGCCGAGUGUUGCAUUGUGGGACGAGCCCUGCACCCUAACCCAGCGAUUCACCAUCUUUAGGCACUUGACUGGUUCAAUUAAAAUUAAAACACAUCGGUUUUAACUCGGUUUUGUUCUCUCCAGCGUCGCCACAGGGGCAAACAGUAUGUACAGGAAAACAUGAAGAGGGACUUUUCAAAACUUACUCAGUCCACAAUGACCGGUUUUUUAUUUGUUUUUCAUUGGUAGAAAAAAAACUUUCGUGAAUUUUGGAAAAACCCUUUUUCAAACGCCUCUCGCCAUUUCUCACACAUUUGAUUGUCUCUGUCUUGCUGAUCUGAGUCAAAUAGUAUUUACAAAUAAUUUUUAGUAUUAAAUCACUGAACUGUGCUUGGAGGACCAGAUUGGUUCUUCUUCUGCUUCAGGACCUGUCACAUCAGCAGCUAAAUUGUCACUCAGAGAAGUCAUGUUUUUUUUUUUUUGUGAACAGUUUGUUUGUUGGCACUCGGCUCAUCUGGUUCUCCAAACAAACAUUAUUUGUUGAUGCUAUUUGAACCCAUCUGCUUUCCAGUAUUGUAAAUAUGAAUGUGUUUGAAUUGCCAACAGCUUUUUUUAAAAAACUGACACCACUACUCUUCAAACGUACUUUAACGAUAGAAUGAUAAACGAAGAUGCUUGUUUGACCUUCCUUAUACAUGUCUUAAUAUAUGUUUUAUUUAUAAUGUACUUAAACACGUUUGUCUAUAUAUUGUGUUUUUUCUGCCUUUUUUG
Messenger RNA from Toxotes jaculatrix (banded archerfish), 2374 nucleotides. RefSeq names its product dorsal inhibitory axon guidance protein a (gene draxina). The transcript is spliced from 7 exons. The record is from RefSeq and is a predicted model, not a curated record. Gene Ontology annotation, biological process: axon guidance; Wnt signaling pathway. Lineage: Eukaryota; Metazoa; Chordata; Actinopteri; Toxotidae. Bases 246 to 1391 code for a protein of 381 amino acids. Gene Ontology annotation, cellular component: extracellular region.